UCUUCCUCCGCUCCCCCAGCUCUCUUUCUCUCUCUCUCUCUCACACACACAGCCAUUCACGAUUCUUUCUACCUCUUCCACUCCUCACUCAUCCAUGGCUACAGCAGAGGAGAGAAACGCCGCAGAGGAGAGCAACGCCGCAUCCAAUCCAACAUAUGAUGAGAUGGUUCUGGCUGCAAUCACGGCGCUCGGAGAGAAGGAGGGAUCGAACAAGUCGGCUAUUACCAAAUACAUCGAGACAACCUAUGCCGGCACGUUGCGCGAGGGCUACACCGAGGAGAUCUCGGAGGCGCUGAAGAGUUUGAAGGAGAGAGGUGAGCUGUUAUUUGCAAAUGAACUUUAUAUAAAACUCGAACCGAACUCGGCGGCGCGCAGGGGACGGGGCCGACCAAGAAAGUCCGAGCGGACGGUACCGCCUGGAGCGCUGCCACCGACUCCGCGGCCCCGUGGACGGCCGCCGAAGAAGAAAUAUCCCCAAUCAAACGCAGUAAAUGCCGCCGAUGGAAUCCCGCGCCGCCGUGGCCGGCCGCCGAAGCCGAAGGAUUCCCAAUCAAACGAAGUAAAGGCCGCCGUCGGAGGUAUCCCCCGCCGCCGAGGCCGGCCUCCGAAGCCGAAGGAUUCUAAUGCAGCCGCAGUGAAGGCCGUUGGAGGAACCCCCCGAAGCCGUGGCCGCCCUCCGAAGCCGAAGGAUUCUAAUGCUGCCUCAGUGAAGACCGUCGCAGGAACUCACCGCAGCCGUGGCCGGCCGCCGAAGCGGAGGGAUUCUAAUGCCGCCGCAGUGAGUUCCAUCGGGGGAACUCCCCGCAGCCGUGGCCGGCCGCCCAAGCCGAAAGUUUCUAAUGCCGCCGCAGUGAAUACCCUUGGAGGAACACCCCGCAGCCGUGGCCGGCCUCCGAAGCGGAGGGAUACUAAUGCAACCGCAGUGCAGAUCGUCGGAGGAGCUCCCCGCAGCCGUGGCCGUCCGCCGAAGCGGAAGUAUUCUAAUACAGCCGCAGUGAAGACCCUUGGAGGAACUCCCCGCAGCCGUGGCCGGCCUCCGAAGAGGCAUCGGCCCGUGGUCUCUAGCGCUUCUACGGUUGUGGAGAAAGGCAAUGCGACCGCGACGGCAACGGCAGUAUCCGGGGUGAAGCGGAGGAGAGGUAGGCCUCCGAAGCUGAAGCCGACUAUAGCAGAAGAUUGAUUUUGAUUGAUGGGGGAUUACGGUUUGCGUGAUUUGUCAAUGAAACCCGACUCACUUGUUCUUCAUUCUGAUUUGGCGGAAGUGCGUAUGCCAUUAUGUAAGUGCUUUAGGAUUCUGUUGCAUCAAAGUUUAGGGUUUUGGCGCACAAGAUGCGUUUUUUUUACUGAAGCUGACCGAUUUGAUCACAGUGUGAAUUCUCUCUUCUUCGCUUGUUCAAAGCAUCUUACUUUUGUGACUGCCA
Dendrobium catenatum is the source of this 1421-nucleotide messenger RNA. RefSeq names its product HMG-Y-related protein A. Gene Ontology annotation, cellular component: nucleolus; nucleus; nucleosome. Bases 95 to 1180 code for a protein of 361 amino acids. Gene Ontology annotation, biological process: chromosome condensation; nucleosome assembly; regulation of DNA-templated transcription. The transcript has 2 exons. Gene Ontology annotation, molecular function: double-stranded DNA binding; structural constituent of chromatin; nucleosomal DNA binding. The record is from RefSeq and is a predicted model, not a curated record. Lineage: Eukaryota; Viridiplantae; Streptophyta; Magnoliopsida; Asparagales; Orchidaceae.